This is a messenger RNA of Limulus polyphemus (Atlantic horseshoe crab), 1379 nucleotides long. RefSeq lists its product as uncharacterized. Lineage: Eukaryota; Metazoa; Arthropoda; Merostomata; Xiphosura; Limulidae. The transcript is spliced from 4 exons. The annotation marks the transcript as partial. The record is from RefSeq and is a predicted model, not a curated record.
ACAAUAGACAGAUCCACAGCAAAUUACAGACAACAGACAGAUGUACAUUCUAUUACAGACAACAGACAAAUCUACAGUAUAUUACAGACAACAGACAGGUGUACAGUCUAUUAUCUUAACAACACCUGUUUCUUAAUCUUUCCAGGCACAUACGGACUUCUUACAAGUUAUUUGAAAGUUACUGAUACUCCACAUGAGCAGGAGGAAGUCAUCAUUAUGAAUGGCUGUUCCAUUGAUUCGUACAUAUUCGGUAACUUCUACUCCCCCGACGGUGGGAACACGCUGUCUGCCAAGUUCAGGGCCUUCAAAUUUCCAUUCUCCAACUACGUCCUGUUUGUAGGAACUGUGAACGUUUGUCUCAAGACGUGUCAAAGGGUUAUUUGUGGACAGGAUCAAUACGGUUAUGGAAGAAGGAAAAGAGAGAUUCCAGACGAACUUCCCCCAGACCCAAAUAAAAUGUUUGAGGUAGAAAUGACGGCUUUUCUCAAAGUGGAUUACAAAAGAAAGCCAACAAAUUCUCACGUGAAAGAAGGCAAACUGCACCUUUCCUACUUUCCUGAACAUGUGAGCUCAAGGUCUCCUGAGACUUCAUAUUUAGUGACUGUCUUGCUCUUUGCUACCGUAAUAGUUUUUUUGACAGGAUAUUAAGAUGGUAAUCUCAACGUUCCGGAACCUUCUUAACUUUAGGAUUUUGUGUGUGUUAACAUGUCAAUCAGACGUUUUUCCAGAAACAGAAAAAUCGUGUUGAUGUUCGACUCCAAACAGUUUUAGGGUGUGGUUGUUGUUGUUGUUGCAGAAUUCUAUCCCAUACUGAUUUGUUUUGUCUUCCUAAUUACCAGAGAGAUACAGGGUGAAAACUUUCUAAACCGAAUCAAAUGAUGACAAUUUCCCAAGAAAGUGUCGAAUUUUAUCUUUCUUUCUGUUUCCUUCAGCUAUUAUCGAACUCCUCAGAUGCUGGAGGUGAUAUAAAACAUUUUAGAGUUGAUUUAUAUGACGUCUUGCACCACGUGUUUCUGACGUAGUUUAUCAAACGCGCGAAGACAGUAAGUAUCAUUUUACGUGUUCAUAUUGUACGUCGUUUUAUGUGAUGUCAAUAUUAAUUAACGACAAUAGUUUCAAACGUCGUCGUUCUGGAAAUGGUGUUAAUGAAAAACGGUAGAUAUUAUAGGUACAUUAUUAAAUGGUGCUGGGAUAUGGUAAAAUGUUUUUAAUAUAUAUAUACUGUACUGACAGGACGCUAGGAUCCAAGAUAUUGGUCAUAUAUAAAAGUCAAACGGUUUGGAUGUUUAAACAAUAACCGAUAUCUGCGGUACUAAAGAAAUGAUGGAUCUCAUGUAUGCGUUAGAAAGUUGGUAUUAAAUAAAAUACAUUUGGUUAUA